AAGGAAAUGCACAUAGCAACGUCCAAAGCACGAAGAAAUCUCAGUAUGCAAAUACCUACAGGAUCCCGAGCAAGGAAAGAGCAGUAUAUCUCUGACUACCCAGAGGACGUGCAGCACCACAAACAGGAACUUUAAAGGGAUUGAAAUCUGUUGCCUGUUCCACUAGGAAUAUUGUUUGCAAGGCACAAGGUGUCUUUUGGUAGUGAGCACCCUCUGCGCAUGCGCAGGUCCAUUCGGGAAUUACUGCCCUGCCGCCGACUAAGUUGCAUUCCUUGAAUCUUCGCAGAAAAGACAAUUCUUUAAUCAGAGUUAGUAAUGUGGACAGUACAAAAUCGAGAGAGUUUGGGGCUUCUCUCUUUCCCUGUGAUGAUUGCCAUGGUCUGUUGUGCACACAGCGCCAAUGAGCCCAGCAACAUGUCAUACGUGAAAGAGACAGUGGACAGAUUGCUCAAAGGAUAUGACAUUCGCUUGCGGCCGGACUUUGGAGGGCCCCCUGUGGACGUAGGGAUGCGGAUCGAUGUCGCCAGCAUAGACAUGGUCUCCGAAGUGAACAUGGAUUAUACACUCACCAUGUAUUUCCAGCAAUCUUGGAAAGACAAAAGGCUUUCUUAUUCUGGAAUCCCACUAAAUCUCACGCUAGACAACAGGGUAGCUGACCAACUCUGGGUGCCAGACACCUACUUUCUGAAUGACAAGAAAUCAUUUGUGCAUGGGGUUACAGUGAAGAAUCGAAUGAUCCGACUGCAUCCUGAUGGAACAGUUCUCUACGGACUCCGGAUCACAACCACAGCUGCAUGUAUGAUGGAUCUACGAAGAUAUCCUCUGGAUGAGCAAAACUGCACUCUGGAGAUUGAAAGUUAUGGCUAUACCACUGAUGACAUUGAGUUUUACUGGAAUGGAGGAGAGGGAGCAGUAACUGGAGUUAAUAAAAUUGAGCUUCCUCAGUUUUCAAUUGUCGACUACAAGAUGGUCUCCAAGAAAGUGGAGUUCACAACUGGGGCAUAUCCACGACUGUCACUAAGUUUUCGUCUAAAGAGAAAUAUUGGCUACUUCAUUUUGCAAACCUACAUGCCUUCCACAUUGAUUACAAUUCUGUCCUGGGUGUCUUUUUGGAUCAACUAUGAUGCAUCUGCAGCCAGAGUUGCACUAGGAAUCACCACCGUGCUGACAAUGACAACCAUCAGCACUCACCUCAGGGAGACUUUACCGAAGAUCCCUUAUGUCAAAGCGAUUGAUAUUUACCUGAUGGGUUGCUUUGUGUUUGUGUUCCUGGCUCUCCUGGAAUAUGCCUUUGUAAAUUACAUCUUCUUUGGAAAAGGCCCUCAGAAAAAGGGAGCUAGCAAACAAGACCAGAGUGCCAAUGAGAAGAACAAACUGGAGAUGAAUAAAGUUCAGGUGGACGUCCACGGCAACAUCCUCCUCAGCACCCUGGAGAUCAAGAACGAGACGAGCGGCUCGGAAGUGCUCACGGGCGUCAGCGAGCCCAAGGCCAGCAGCAUGUACUCGUACGACAGCGCCAGCAUCCAGUACCGCAAGCCCCUGAGCAGCCGCGGGGAGGCGUACGGGCGCGCGCUCGAGCGGCACGGCGCGCACAGCAAGGGGCGCAUCCGCAGGCGCGCCUCGCAGCUCAAAGUCAAGAUCCCCGACUUGACUGAUGUGAACUCCAUAGACAAGUGGUCCCGAAUGUUCUUCCCCAUCACCUUUUCUCUUUUUAACGUCGUUUAUUGGCUUUACUAUGUACACUAAGGUCUGUCCUAAGGGUUCGUAAACGACUACUUUCCUCUUUUGAUUUUUGACCCCACAGGCCCCCCGCAGCGCCACUGCUGUGCUUUUUUGAGGUAAGAGAUUCAGCCAUCCGAUUGGUUUGAGGUCUUGCAUAUCAAUUUUAUUACUGCACCAUGUUUACUUCCAAAAACCACACACACACACACACACACACACACACACACACACACGCCACAAAGAAAACUCUAUUUUUUUCCAGUCUACUGUGGUCCAGGUUAUCAGCUCUGUCAGAGCUCUAUUAAUUGCCGUGUUUACAAACAAAGAACAAACACACACAAAGAGAGAAGUUAUAUAGGUAGAUCUUUAGCAGUCCUAUCUUUUGGCCCUGGAUUUUUUUGAUCUAUUUUUUAAAAUGAGAAGGAAAACAGGACCUAGCUCUCCGCGCGCACUGCUUCCUGGUAAACUGUAACAAUCUCAUGCUGCCAAAAAAAACAAAAACAAAAACAAAAACAAAAAACCAACACAAUUUCCAGGAUCUCAGAAGAAAAAACAAAGCCAUUGACAAGUUACAGAUUUCCAGGAAGAAGGGGGGAUAAGAGGAGCCUAGAAGAGGAAGGAAGUCUCCCCUCCAGCCUCAAGCCCCCCCAGCGCCCUUGCAGAAGGGGUCCCAGCUCCACGGGCGAGGAGGGAGGGAUUGACAAGGGCUGAUGGAGGUUGUGCAAACCAAACCUGCCAUCUUCACCUCACCAUUAAGCUGGAUAUUAUGAAAAACAACAACAGAACAAAACAACAACAACAAAAAAAAACCCGCUUCUUUCUCAGACUUGCAGGCAGAUUUAAAAUUAACACUCAAAUCCAUCCUGGUGGCCAUUGAGAACAUUUCUCUCUUCUUGUUGAGAAUAAGGAGUCUCAGGGCAAUGGAGAUUUAUUUAACUGACUAUCUCAAAUGAGCAACCCUGAACUCAUUUUAUUACCCUGGAAUCACUUGCCUCUGUGCCCUGAAGCCAUGCCUUCACAUCUCCUUAGUUCCUGCUCCAGAGAGAGUGAGAGGAAGGGAAUGGGGGAGGAGGGCUUUAAUAAUGGGCUGGUGAGCAUUUUUUGCGUGUAAAACACAUUGCCCUUUCCACGAGGAAGGCAAGACUUAUGUGCUGUGAAAAGGGUGCCUGGGCAGUUACCUAAACUGCCAAAUCUUAAAUCAAAUAGUAUAUAUUUCUUAGCCUUCCAGAGAGCACCUAAUGGUGACAGGCCUUGUUGCACAGGCCCCGGGCUAAUAACCUUAGCGCUCACCUCUCUGAGCUCUGCAUUCCAAAGUAGGAAAUGAAUGCUUCCGGAAGUGCACAUACACCCAUUUUGCUGUCACUCUCAUCUGAGGCCGGAUUACCUUUUUAAAGAAAAAUCUCAAAAUAGGAAAACCACAGAUAUCAACAACCGUGACAAAAUCACUGGGCCUUCAAACAUUUAUACCAGCCCCUAAAGCAUAGAACACAUCUGCACUCAUUAAUCAUUAAUCAGCAGUCAUUACUGCUCUGCCUUAUCUCUGCUCACGGAUUACUGUGGCCAUGAUCGUCAUAGAAGGGGCAUCCCUCAGUAGCCCAACACACAAUUCUAAACACGUCUAACCAGCUACAGUUGAGGUUUAUCACAUUUUAUGUCAUGAAAGCCUCAUUAAUUUUUUUUCACCCUGAGUAUCUUAAGAAUUCUGUAUGUUCAUUCACAAGGUUGAGUGAAACCCUAAAACAACCAACCAGUGAUGGAGGCAAUUGGGGAUCUGACCCCUCGCUGUCAAAUAUGGGUUUAGGUAAUAAUAAGGACAAUUGCAUCAUUUGAUGAUCUGGCUUUCUCCCUAAGGCUGUGAUGAGGGUCCGUGUUGACAGUAGCAUCAGCUGCUAGAAAUUACAGUCUUAAUUGGAAAGAUAAGGCCAAAUUCCUGCUGAUGAGCCCAAGGGGACAGAGUUUUGAGAUACUCUUUUUAGAAAGCAAAAUGAAAAGAGAAACCUAAAAUAAAUGAAUGGUUAUAGCCAAAGACAAUAUACGUUAGUAAGAAUAUAAAAACUGUGCUUUUACUGGAAAAAUUAUCUCAAUGGUUUCAUAACCAAUUAGUAGGGUAUGGGGACCAAAUUCUCAUUUAGAUUUUCAAUUGCAUAAUCACAGUUCCAUGGUCAAGGAAAUCUCCAGCCUCUGGGGAUGAAGGGAUCCAUUUUGAAACUGACUACUUCUUGGCAUGGAAAGAGGCUUUGCCAUCAUGAAAUGCCCAAAUAGAAUGGAAGGUGCCCAUGCCGGUGACUGUAAGGUUAAUAUUCCCAAUGACCACUCAGGAAAUACUGUGUAUUUUAAACACAGGAAGGUAGACUUUGGGCUGAUGCUCAACAGGAAUGAAUCAUCUGAUGUCAAAGUUUUUUAAAAAGCUUUUAAGGAUGAAAUGCUAAAUUAGAAAGGAAGUAUCUAUGAUCUAUGUUCCUUAACAAAACAAUUUUUCUUUAUUCACCUGUUUAGAUCAUUCUCCUUGGAAAAGAUUGAGGUAAUUUAUAUCUUUACUAAUUUUUUUAUCUUGCCUUAAAAGUCUAAAGAAUUUGAUGCUUGUAGUUCAGAUGUAAAGCAUCUCUGAGAAAAAAUAGAACAUUUUUAAAUCUUAUAUCUUAGCCUUUGUAAAUUGCAAAAUUAGUAAGCCUGAAUCUACCAUCAGGCACAAAAUGGUAUCAUUAUAUGUCUUCGUAGGCUUAGAGAGGGCACAGCCACAGGAUUGUGCAAAUUCUGUUAAUAGCUCUUAGAGGCAAUGGUAGCCUGAAAAAUGGAGAAGCUGAUGUAUUUCUGGUUAAUGACCUUUGUCCCCACUUCCUUCUUUAGGACACCUCUCAGCCAAAUCCCCUCCUCUGUGGCCCCCACCCAAACUCCCUCCAGGCUUAACAGUGCAGGGAAAAAAAACUGCUUCCUUCUCUGCCUCUCUCCCUUGUCUUGCUCUAAAUGAUGUACAUAAUACAUAAAAAUUGUUAGACAUUCCUAAGUGCCCUCAAACCGGUCCCCACUUCUGAAAGAUUCAGAUCAGUACAUUAUCGAGGGGUUACUCUCCUGCUAUUACUGGGUUGUUUUAUCUUUGCCAUGAAAAUAGCCAUAAUCUCCUGCAUUACUGAAGUGGCAGCAGAGGCAGAAAAUUGCACAGACUCACUCUCCUUUGCCACAGUCAUGUUCAGGGGACCCCAUGUUCGCAGUUCAUACACUGUGUCAUAGAUUUAACCUGUGUAGACCCAGCAGAACCUCAUCUUUCAUUUGACAACGACGACUACACAUUUUUUCUACUCAUGUUCCUUGGCUUAAAAUAGAGGUGACACGUGUGUUACGCUUACCAGCUUUGUGAGGCAGACCCAGAUAAAGACACAUUUUUGGCUUAAAUUAUCCAGGAUUAUUGCCUCAAUCCUCUAUAUUGCCAAACAGAAACAGCAGACUGGUUGGUAAUUCUGCUGAUUAAAUGAUAUGUGUUUUCAUAUCAUAUACACCAUCUUUAUUGUGCAUUACAAUCAAUGAAAGAUCUUGAAAAUGCAAAGAGAAAAAUGUGGUGCAGAGAAUAAAGUUUGGUUUAUGGAUCCAAGGAUAGCCAACAAACAUUAUGUACAAUCUACAGAAAUGUUGAGUAAAUGCCAUCUUUCCAAAAUCAGUUGACUCCUUCACGAAUACUUCUUUAAGAAAGAGCUCAAUUGAAAUUCGCCAAGUUAAACAAACAAACAAGCAAAAUAUAUUUAUCAUGCUAGAAGGAAACGACCUCCACGAAUUCUUAUAUGGACAGUUUUGAAUAGUAUCUCACCAAAGGGUGAUGUGCCACUUUUUUUUUUUUUCCUAAACUAAAUGUAAUCCUAUAUCCCAGGAGGGAGGAAAAAGGAAUGUGCAAGCAUUUGUUCGUGUUGGUUCAAUCAGCAAUUACUGGGAUGAAAAAGACAGAAAAACGAACAAAUAUCUCAGUUUCAGGAAAGCAAACAAAGGUAAACUUGUUAACGGAAUGUAGAAUAUUAUGUAAACUUCCUUGUAAAUUCUGUACAUAGUUCAUUGAAUUGUUCCUUGUUGUGUGGUGGUCCUCGGCUUUGGGUGGAUGUUUGAACAAUCCGAGCAUUGUAAAUAACGUAAGCUUAUGAGGCACUUGCUUUUAUUCCCGAAGUGAAGCAACUAGUGAUGUGGGCCCAAACCAGAAUCUUUUUAGCUCUUGCUCUCUCUCUGCCAUUGUGCGUGCGCAGUUGCGUCACUCUGCCUCACGCCCCAACCCCACAGAAAGGGACGGUAGCUGAGGAGAAGGCUGUACUCCCUUGGGGCUUAGGGAUGGCACACCAGCAGAGACAGGAACUGUAGCGAGCUGCUCCUGGAACUGUAUCAUGAAGAAUCAGGGGUGUUUCUAUCAGUCAUUCGUGGCUACUCAUAUAGUGAAAUACCAAAUCAUCCAUGCUUGUUGAGGGGUCAGGAAUGGAAGGGAUGUUCAAAAUCCACAGGCAAUCCAAAGCAUCAUUUGCACCAAUAGCUUUAGUUUCUACCUUUUUUCCUUCCACGAUGUUUCCCAGAACUUUGAAUAAGACAAGAAGUGAAUGGAUGGGUUUGAUCAGGGUAAACAAACAGUGAAAUGUCCAAAUGAUGGGAAGGAAAAAAGGAAGAGACAGCGAAUGACACUGAUAACACCAACUGGCCGAUUCAUCCUGCAAAGAUUCAGAAGUAACCAUGUCACAUUUCUAAAAGGUAAAGAGAAAUACUGGGAAUUAAAGCAAGUAUUUUUCAACUGGGAGUCCGGGAUGUGUUUGAUAUGUGCUAGUUAAACUUAGAAUCUGGUGAUUAAAUAUUUUCAUAUAUAUGUCUCCCAAGUCCUAGUAUUCUUGAAAAAGACUUCAGAAUGGUGGGAUAUUCAGCCAUAACAUGUGUUUCCAUGCAAGCUGGCAGUCCCAGAGAUGGUGAUAGUGUCUGCAGAAAUUUGGAAUAGCCUAGCAAGCUGGGACAUAGAUUGGUUUCUUAGUAACAUUUUAGGGUACACAGCAUCUUUCUUGGAGUUAGGAAUUUAGCAAGGCGGAGUUUUUUGUGUAAAGAUUCUAUGUGCUUGGAGACUUAUUCUGGCUCCAAAAUGUCCCAAUCAGUGUCCACCAGCGAUGGAACUAACAAGGUUAGUCAAUUUCUAGGUCUAGAACCCAUUGUGCUUUUACGUGAAUCAUGCUUUUUCUAUAUAACUGAAAUCAACUAAACUGACAGAAACCUAAUUGUUAAAGGUUGUAAUUUCACAAGCAACGUUUGCAAGGAAAUCCUUUUUAAUAGAAGAAUUGCAAACCAGAAAAUGCUAAGUUCCUAGAAGGGUAAGGGUAAAGAGUUUUGAGUUUAUUUUUACCUCUCUGAUAGCAAGAACUUCCUUAUUUCAACUGUAGAGGCCUAACAGUUGUUUGUUUUGUUUCAUUUUUCCUAAUCAAAAAGUCUUUGGUAUAUCAAGGGUCUCACGGUCAUUCCUGACUGGCCCCUAGAGACCAUGCAGGUCCUGGAGCAACCAGCACUCAUCAGACUUCAGUAGGAAUUCAGUGUGGGGAAAAUAAGUAUAUUUUUUAACCAGCUGGAAAUAAAACCAUUCUCAUGAAUGAUUCUACCUGCAUAUCCUGUUCUGAAGACAACAGAAACAUAAAUCAAUAAAAAGAGAGGCCAAAUAACAUGAUGCAUUUGCCUUAGGUACACAGGGUCACAGAUUCACUUGCUUAAAACAGCUCACGUUAGAAGCCAAAGGAUGAAUAAAAGCAAUCAGUAUUGCUGUCUGGCUUUCAUCUCUCCCUGGGUUUCCUUUUGAAGAGAAACAGAAAAGGGGGGACAUUUUCCAAUACAACUUUUUUAUAGGUGAAAAUCAUUAAAAUGUGUUAUGUGUGUGCAUUGUGUGCGUGUGGCUGUGUAAAACAGAUUACCUCUCUUGUGUUUGUUCCUUCCCAGUGCUGUAUGCCAUCCAACCUUAUGCCUUAACCCAAAGAAACCAAUUCAUUUUUCCUCUUUCUCAUUCAGACCUCCUAAGUUAUCUUGCCCAUGCGUAGCUGAAAGCUCCAGCUUUAAACUUACCUUGCGUAUCUUCAAUUGAAUUCAUGAAAACAAUGAACUUUAAUAAUUUCCCCAAAUUCUUAUUCCUAUUGCCUUUAGCAGGUCUUCGGAGGUAGCUUGUGUCGUCAUGGUAGCCUCCUCUGAAACUGCCUUGGGUUAUUUUUCUUUUCUGCUUUUCUGUCCUUUCUGGAAAGAGUACCUGUUUACAUAAACCUUGUCUCUCCCAGCCUAAUUUAAAAUCAAGUGGAAAUAAAAGUCUUUAGCUCAAACCUAGGAAAAUUCACAUUAUCUACACCAAAGUUUGAUGAUAAGAACAGCCCUGUACAUUCUAGGUGCAAUAUGGUGAGUUCAUACUGUAUCAGCUCUUUUCCAUCAAACUUGUUUUCUCAUGCCCUCCUUUAGCCUUAAUUGUACACCUUUUAUAAACCUAUCAUUAUUCCUUCCAGAAUGGUUUCUCAUUCAUGGAGUACACCACUAGUUACAGACCAUCCUCUGGGAACCUGACCCACUGUCUUUUCAGUUGCUUAUUCCUGUUACAGAUUCCACGUCCAUGCAUCUCCCACCGACUCCCCCUGAGCCUUCUAGCAGACAUGGAAUGUAGUAAGACAAGUCAUAAUGCAAACUUGUCCAAAUUGCCCUUCCCAAGUAUGUAGAACAUCUUUUGCCUCCAAACAGCAUUCCUAUACUUGGAGAACAGAGAGUUGUCCAAACAUAUACCAAGCAAUGUACAGAAUAACUUUAAAAAGUUAACAGUAAAUGAGCUGCGUGCUGGAGAGAGGGAGAUGACAGUGGGCAGAAAACACCCGGACUUAGAAUUGCAUGACCUGGCCUUUAUGUUGCCUCUACCACUGCCUGGUCGUAUGACUGAAGACCAGCCAUCAGAUGACUUCCACGUUCCCUUCCAAACUUCAACUAGUUGGAAACCAAGUUGCCAACUAAAUUUCAAAGGGCAUUUUAACAGGUUUGUGCAGGAAGUUACCAGAAAGAUAUAGGAGCAUGGUAGUUUCUGCUAAAACAGUCCCAUAAAUAUUCUUUGUUGUAUAUCUUUGGGAGUAAGUCAUCAGGGUAGGCCAUCUGGUGUCAAGUGUAUCAAAUCCAAUACCUGUCCAUAUUCCUUUAAAAUUACAUUGAAGCUAAAAUGUUUAGAAGUUUAAAUUUACAGGCAGAUGGCAAAAAAAAAAAAAUUUUUUUUAACAAUUUUAAUAAUGGUCUAUACUACAAAUAUUUCCCUUCAAGAGCACUGGGGAGUCUCAGAUAACAUAAAUCAGUGUGGUCCCUGUUUUUAGAUCUCUGGAAGAUGUAGAUCCCUUAGGCCAUUCUCUGCAACUCAGUCAGGAAAAGCCCUGAAAUGCCCCCUCCAUAGUGGAAGAGCCUAUCUCGAGGCAGCAUCUGAGCAGAAAUGCUGCUACAGUCCCCUUCAGUGUUCUCCCCAGUGUGAGACCCCAUCACUGUCUGGGUUCUGUAGGCGGAGCAGCCAGAUAGGGUUGAGCUCUCAGACAAGGGGAGACCUCCCAUCUAGUUGGAAAAGAUCCCAGGUCUUCAGAAUCUCUUAUCUGCUCUCCCUGCCCCACUUUCCCAACCACCCUCCUAUUCCCCUCUUAACUAGUUCAAUCUGCCAAUUGUUUUAGGCACAACGUUGACAAAACUGAAAGUUUACUUAUUAAAUUUUGAUUAACACUUCUAGCUAUUCAUGUUUUUAAAGCAUGCACCCUCUCCACUCCAAUCUCUGAACAUGACCCCCAGUGUGAUUCCUGCACACGGAUAUUCUUAACUUUUCCCCCUUUUCAGAAGAUACCUUCCAACUCUAAGCUCCCAUGAAUUCUCCUGAGAGCCCCCUGACCAUUCAGAAUUGUUAGGAGAGUGCCUAAAAAUUCCUCCCUUCCAUUUUGGGUCAGUCUACAAAUGAGAUGGCCUCUUUUUUGUAAAGUUAGCCUAAUAUUCUGCUGCUUGACCUCUCACAGUUCCAACAUUCCUAUAUGCAGGUGUGCUCUUAAAGUAGAGAACUAAUAGUUCUCUUUUUCAGGUUUCUCAUAUUUUACACUUUUGAGAUGCAUUCAUAGCUAAUGUCAUCUUUUUAAAAACAGAGGAAGCAUUUAUAAGUCUUCAAAUUCUCACCAAAUUGAGAUUAAUACUUAUUAAUAUAUAUAUCCAUUAGGAUUCAUUCAGGUAUAAGUAACAAAAGAUGCAACUAAAAGUAACUUUAACCAAAAUGAUAGCUUAUGUAACAGUAAGUGCAGAAGCAGGGUGGUUCCUGGGUUAUUUCAAUAGCACAAUGAUGUCAUCCAGGACCUGAGACCCCUCCCAGGACCAGUUCUUCCUAACUCUGUAUGUUAUCGGCACGCAUUGUGGUUGCAAAAUGGCUACACUCAUGUACUCGUAUCAAGUGGCAGAAACAAGGGAAAGUCCUGCCUUAGGUCUCUUUUUAAAAGCAAGGAAAUCUUUCCCCACAAAACCCUCCCAGCCAUCUUUCUUGUUCCAUUGGCCAAGGUUGGAUUACACAACCAUUCCUGAACCAGUCACUGAUAAAAGGAAUGAAAUUAUCAUGAUGGGUUUACAACAUUGAUCCAGUGAGUUGCCCAGGGGGAAUAAAAGAUGGAAUAUGUUAACAAAAAGAAGGAAGAAUGGCUUUGGGGUAGAUAUCCAAACACGACUGUCACACAUUGGUCUAAGGUAUCAGAAAAGACCUUGUCACACAUAAUUUCAUGAUUUGAUCUUAAAAUCAUUACCCUACAACCCUAUGAAAAUUAUGAUGACACUACCAAUAUCUGGUAAUGGAGGCUAAAUAGGUUAAAUGAUUUACCCCAAAUCUGAUAAUGAUAAUUAGUUAGUGACAGAGUUACUAUUCAAUCUGAGAUUUUUUUUUUCUUUUUCCUGACUGUAAAGGCAAAGCUAUGUCUAUUCUAACCACACUGCCUAGAUCUAAUGCUUUGUACUUUGAUGAUCCAGGUUUUGGGUGGUUCAAAGAUAAGAGGAGAGUAGGAAGAAAGAGAACAAUUUCCAAAUAUUCUUGUUCUUUUUUUAUCCUUCUCCUCCAUCUUGCACACUCCCUCCCCGGCAACCGCACCCCCCCCCACCCCCAGCCAAGACGUACAAAAGCCUUUCAUUAUUCUCUUGAGGGAAAGUGUAGAAGGAAUAGCUCCAGCAACAAUUGAAUAGCCUGAGGUGUGCCCAGUUCUUUUUUGGAUAACGUUACUGUUAGGGGACCACAUGCCCCAGUUUCCCCAAGACAACCACAAUUCACUCUCAAAUCUGUCCAUUUAGAUAACGAUUAUAUAGUCACACUAGUUAUGAGUCUCAUAAUUCCCAUCCCUGGCGGGUAUGGGAAAUAUUAAUAAGCUAAUAUUAACACCUUGGAGAAAAUAUAUGCCUUGGCUCCCUGUGAAUCACUUAAGCCCAACCUCAGUCUCUCCAUUACUCACACUCACUUUAUUUCUCAUUGUUCCCCUUACCCAGCUUCAAGCAAACUAAUCCUCACAUAUCUACUGCAGCAACAGCCACAUAUCAUCCCAAAGUGUGCUCGCUGCUGUUUGAAGUUUUACAUUUCUUUUCCACUGCCCAGAUUCUCCUCUUCCCUUGCCCCUCCCCAACGCUGGAUUAUAAAUCAAGGCAACAUCGUCCAAAAAGCCAUCCAUGAGCAGCCAACCUUUCCUCAUUCUGUUUACUCUCCUGCUAGCACCCCCUCGGUUCUUGUGGCCACUUAGUCAAUAAUAAUAGAUGUUGAAUUUGUGUAUCUUCUGGUAGUCUUGAAAUAUACACUCUCUGCUUCCCAAAAUAAGGUCCUUAAGGGUAAAUGCCCCAUUUUCUAAUUCUUUUCUAUUGCCCAAAGCAUUUGCUGUUCUGUCCGUGGUAGACAGUCUGUAAGUACUGAUUGAAUGGCCUACACUGGUAAAUGUGGGAAAAGAAAGAUUUCCUAGGGACAGUACUUCAGGAUUACAGAUAAUAACUUGUGAAACAGGUGCCACCCACACCCUCCCCCAACUUAUUUUACUUCCAUAGAGCCUAGGUCUACAAUCUCUAAACAGAUAAAAAGUACAGUCAAACUUACAGUUGAAACCAGGCUUGGGUCUGUGCAAAGUGGCCAUUAAGAUUUUCCUCAUUGCUUAGGACUUAAACAGGCUGAAUCUUAACAACACCAUUCUAAAUUCUACCAGUGCUGGCAUAACUGAACUUUCCAUGCUGAUUCCGACUGCUUUAACUUUAUGGAAACAGGAAAUUCUUCACUGGAAGUUUCAUUUUUUCCCCCCAUAUACUCCCCUUUGCCUUAUUCAAAGCCUUCUGCAUCUAGGUUGUAUGGGGUCUCAAAGUUGGGACUGUAUUGCCUAAUUGGAACACUGCAGCAUGAAUUAUAAGAGGACAUUUCCAGAGGGUACUGCACACAAGAUUUCACUUCUGCCAAGAAAUGAACAGAAGGUUUAGAACUAAGAGAGAUGGGCAGUUCUUCAUGGUCCCUCAAGACUGCAUAAGAUAGAUGUGCAGAGAAAUACCUUUUCUGCAGCCCUUCUUUCAAUUGUUAACUUUCCUGUUCUCCUGUUCUAUAUAUUAUUUACAAAUUUCCAUAAAAGAAAUAUAUCGUUUGCAAGCCUUACCUCAGAGUGGCAACCAGCCACCCCAGUUUUACGAGAUAACGUAUUUUUCUACUUGAUAUUCCCCCAAAUACAUUGAAUUGCAGUGUACCUGCUUUUUCUUUUUUUAAGCUAAAUCAAUUCAUGUUAAUCUGUUUCCUACAUCUUUUUAAAAUACUCACUGGAUAAAGCUUGAAAUAUUUUAUAUUUUGCGACAAUGCUCCUGAGACAUUUUUAGGGAAGCCCCUUGAUUAUUCUAACUCACUGCAGUGUCAUGGAAAGCAGAAUUAUUAAAUACAGUGAUAUUUCAUAUUCAGAACAUCCACUACUAGGUAGGGAAUGCUCGUGAUUAGAUACGCAUAUAUUUAUUGACUGUGUUGCUUCAACUCCUUAUUUUAGAGAGGGCCGUGAACCCUCUCGAUACAAACUACCAUGCGGCAUUAUUCCAAAGUGAAGAUUGCAUGAGGUUUUCAGAAAUUCUAAAUGUUUACAAGGACUAAAAAUUUUUUGACAUCUUUAAAGAAGCUUUUUAUUUUUGACCACCAGGCAGCAUUUUGUGCCAUUGUGAUGGGAACCUAAUGGCUAAUGUGAAAUAAUGUUGUUGUGUCAUUUAAAAGGGUAAUGAAAAUGUAAACGGGAAACUUUAACAUUGUGUAAAUACAAAUAAAACUGUUUUUGAGAGAAA
This is a messenger RNA of Acinonyx jubatus (cheetah), 12999 nucleotides long. RefSeq names its product gamma-aminobutyric acid type A receptor subunit beta1 (gene GABRB1). The record is from RefSeq and is a predicted model, not a curated record. Bases 316 to 1746 code for a protein of 476 amino acids. Gene Ontology annotation, biological process: signal transduction; regulation of membrane potential; nervous system process. Gene Ontology annotation, cellular component: membrane; neuron projection; GABA-A receptor complex. NCBI's taxonomy places the organism in Eukaryota, Metazoa, Chordata, Mammalia, Carnivora, Felidae. Gene Ontology annotation, molecular function: extracellular ligand-gated monoatomic ion channel activity; GABA-A receptor activity; neurotransmitter receptor activity. The transcript is spliced from 9 exons.